AUGUCUGUCGAUCUAUUUAAUAUAUCAUGGUUUAUUGUUUUUAUUGUUGUUAUAUUAAUUGCUUUUAUUGCUAAUAUAAUCAUUAUUUUGGCUAUACUACGUGACCGUUCAAUGCAUACAUCAACUUAUUUCUAUAUAAUUAAUGUUAACAUAGCGGAUAUUCUUCUAAUACUUAGUUGUUUACCAGAGCGUAUAGCCGACAUAUUACAUUCAAAUGAUGGCUUUAUUUUAGGCAUGUUUACAUGCUAUUUAUUACCAUUUUUACAACAAGUAUCAAUGCAUGCAGCACUUGGAUUUUUAUUAAUAUUAACUGUACAUCGUUGUUAUCCAGCUGGUGUUCCAAGAUGUUUACAACGUAAUUUAAUUCGACGACAAAUACGUAAUCAUUGUCAAACAUUAUGUCUUAUAUGGAUAUUUGCUAUAUUAAUUAAUUUACCAUUAUUUGCAAUAACAAAAUAUGAUAAAAAUGGUAUAAUAAAAACAGAAAAUAUAACAAAUAAAUCUCAGAUAACAUUUGUUGCUAGUUGUGACACAGAAGCCACAGAACUUUGGUCACGUACUUAUUUAAUCUUAUUACUUGUUUUAACUUACUUAAUUACUGGAUUUUUUCUUAUUAUUAUUUAUGGUCAAGUUAUUCGAAUAAUUCUUAGUUCUAAAAAAUAUACUAAUAAAAAAAAUUUAAUUAAUCGACAUAAAAAUGAAAAUAAUCAUUUUCUUUCACCUAAUACAAUUAAUCAAAAUAAAUAUCGUGAAAAAUCAAUACGUACAUCAACAUCAUCAACAUCAUCAACGAAUUCAUCUAAUCGACAUGAAAAACAAAAUUUAAAUAAUACACAACCAAUAUCUAUGAUGAUAAAAAUAGAAAAAACAAAAUGUUCAAUUAAUUCACAUUCAAAACAACAUCUUCAAGUUAUAAUUAUGCUUUUUAUUGUUAUUUUACUUUAUAUUCUAUUACUUUUACCAUAUCGUUUACUUAAUUUACUUUUUAUUGUAUAUAAUCAAUUAUUUCAAUAUAAUUUAAUGAAUGAAAUUUUACUUCUAUGGUUAUUAAAUACAGUUCGUUUACUUGUUUUUCUUAAUUGUGCAUUACAACCAAUAAUAUAUCUUAUUAUAUCAUCACGUUUAAGACAAACUGUAAUUAAAUUUCUUCAAUUAUGUUCAUUUAAAUAUUAUUGUCGAUGUCAAUUUUCAUUAUCAUUAAAAACUAAACAACGUCAUAAUACUAAUCAUCGUGUUAUUCAAACAUAUUUAUGUCAAAGAUAUCAAAAUACAAAUAGUUUAAUAUAUAGACAAAAAAAAUUUAUUAGUCGUGAUAAUAAUUCACCUAUAAAUGAUAUUAAUCUAAUUGAUUAUCAAUCUUCACCAUUAACACGACCAACAUUUAUUACUAAACAUUUAACAACUAAAACUCUUCAAACUGUUAAAUAUAACACUUCAUUGUGUAAAUAA
Messenger RNA from Rotaria sp. Silwood1, 1449 nucleotides. The record is from the annotation of a GenBank genome assembly. NCBI's taxonomy places the organism in Eukaryota, Metazoa, Rotifera, Eurotatoria, Philodinida, Philodinidae.